Oldenlandia corymbosa var. corymbosa is the source of this 786-nucleotide messenger RNA. NCBI's taxonomy places the organism in Eukaryota, Viridiplantae, Streptophyta, Magnoliopsida, Gentianales, Rubiaceae. The record is from the annotation of a GenBank genome assembly.
AUGGAUUCGCGCAAGAUGAUGGUUUUCCGAGAUUGCAAGGAUACCAGCGCCCAUAUCUGGAUUCCUUUUACAAGAUCGGAAACCAUGCAAAUCGAGGCAUCUUCAAAAGAAGGAAUCUUGUGCAUUCGUGUGGACAAGUUCCCUAACAGGACGUACUACAUUGGCAAACCUACUUCGGACCAGUGGUUCGCAUUACCGAACCAUAAGCCGAUUGAUCAGUUUCUAACCGAACAAGUUUGUUUAGUGGUCUUGAAUUCCGACCCUCUAACAUUUAAGAGAGUAACGCUUUCGCCAAAAUGUGGGGCCAAUCGCGCCACGAAUUACUAUGGUUCUCGAUGCGAUAAUGAGUCCUUAGUUGUGAAUGGAUUGGUACACUGGCUCACCACCGAUGGUCGCGCCAUCGUGUUCGAUCACGAACACGAGACUUACCAGAAAGAGGUGAAGCAAUUGUGGGUUGUGGAUGAUUCAGGACAUACUAAUAAGUGGUGUUUGAUCGAGCAACAAAACCAAGAUUUCACAAGUAAUGGAAUCCUUGUUGAUCCGGAGACUAAAGUUAUGAAAUUUGGUGGUUUUUGUGCUCAACAUGUUUUCCCAUUCACAUCAAAUUUCCAGCCAAUCCGGCUAGAGUGCAACAAGAACCCAUGUAGGUUCCUUCACCCGGGUUUACCAAAGCGCCAAAAUAAUUCGUAUGAUUGUCCCAGUAGGAACAAGUUCACUUACAUAAGGGAUGCCGCCGUCAAUCAGCCUGAUGGAGUCAACAAUGUCAAUGUUGUUGUUGGAAGUUAG